AUUUACUAACAUUUCUUUUUAGUAAAAGAACUUUCCUACUGUAUUUUAUUCACUUUAUUCGUUACUCAUGUAUUACUACGCCGAUGCUGUCAUGGAAACAGUUUACACGGAACUACUUUCGGAAGUUCACUUGUCAAUUUGAUCUGUCGGAUUUACCGGCAAGUUUAAAGAUACAUCUGCCAUAUAUUGUUUGUAGCAUUUAAUUUACUUUGCUCUUCUAAUUGCAUAGAUUUGAAAUAUUUUAUUAUAUCGACUACCUUGAUACAAUAGAAUAAGUGAUAAUUCUCUUAUUUGCUUCUUCUAAAUUAUCGAUUGGCCUUCGUCGGACUGACCGCAAGAGGGAAUAAUCUGUUGCUCAUUGUGUUUGAGGAUAUUUCGAUUUCUAAAUGUUUAAUCGAGAUAGAGAACAAAGUAGAGGCCGAAGAGUAGUCAGUGGUCGCGGUGGUAAUAGAGGAGGUGGUGAUAAUAUCCGUGGAAGUAACAUGAACAGAUUCGGUGGACGUGGUAGAGGAAUUAGUAGUAGUAUUCGUGGUGGUAUAAAAGGCAAACAGCCUGGUGGAACACUGAGGAAAAUUAACUGGGAUGUAAGAUCUUUGGAACCUUUACGCAAAGAUUUUUAUGUGGAACAUCCUGCAGUUAGAAAUAGAUCGAAAGAAGAAGUAUAUAAAUUUCGUGAAAAUGCUGAAAUAACUGUAAAAGGUGAUGAUGUUCCUAAUCCGAUUCAAUAUUUUGAAGAAGGGAACUUCCCUCCUUAUGUAUUAGAAGUGAUACAUAAACAGGGUUACUCUCAGCCUACAGCGAUUCAAGCACAGGGAUGGCCUAUUGCACUCAGUGGCAAAGAUUUAGUUGCUAUUGCCCAAACUGGUUCUGGAAAAACGCUUGGAUAUGUAUUGCCAGCAAUUGUGCACAUUAUACAUCAGCCACGACUUGGUAAUGGCGAUGGUCCAAUUGCCUUGAUCUUAGCUCCGACAAGAGAAUUAGCACAACAAAUUCAGGAAGUAGCUAAUUCUUUUGGAGAGUCAGCAGGUGUAAGAAAUACUUGUAUUUUUGGUGGUGCACCUAAAGGACCACAAGCACAUGAUUUAGAGCGGGGUGUUGAAAUAUGUAUCGCUACACCAGGUAGACUUAUUGAUUUUUUGGAAAGAGGAACAACAAAUUUACGCAGAUGUACAUACUUAGUAUUGGACGAAGCCGACAGAAUGUUGGAUAUGGGUUUUGAACCACAAAUUAAAAAAAUAAUUGAACAAAUACGACCUGAUAGACAGGUUUUAAUGUGGUCAGCCACAUGGCCAAAAGAGGUUCGAGCUUUAGCAGAGGACUUUUUGACUGAUUAUACGCAUCUUAAUAUUGGUUCUUUGACAUUAUCAGCCAAUCACAAUAUCAUUCAAAUAGUUGAUGUUUGUCAAGAGUUCGAGAAAGACUUAAAAUUAUAUAGACUGCUUCAAGAAAUUGGAAAUGAAAAAGAAAAUAAGACAAUCAUUUUUGUUGAAACAAAACGAAAAGUAGAUGAUAUUACUAGAAAUAUAAGACGUGAUGGAUGGCAAGCAUUAAGUAUUCAUGGUGAUAAAAAUCAACAAGAAAGAGAUCAUGUGUUACAAGAAUUUAAAAGUGGAAGAGCUCCUAUUCUAGUUGCAACAGAUGUGGCUGCUAGAGGUUUAGAUGUGGAUGAUGUUAAAUAUGUAAUAAAUUUUGACUAUCCAUCAUCAUCAGAAGAUUACAUACACAGGAUUGGCCGCACUGGUCGAAGAAGGCAAACUGGAACCGCUUAUGCAUUUUUUACAAGUCAUAACAUGAAACAUGCUGGGGAUUUAAUAGAAGUAUUAAAGGAGGCAGGACAAAAUAUAAAUCCACGACUCACUGAAAUGGCCGAGUUGGCAAAAUCUGGAAAUUAUGGAAGUAGAAGUGGUAAACGAUUUAUGGGCAGCGAUAGAAAUAAUGGUAGAAGAGGGAAUAUUGAUAAUAGAGGAAGAGGAGGUCCUUCAAGAGGAAGAGGUGGUAGUAGUGGUCGUGGUGGAAGUUCUUAUCCAUCUGUUUCAAAUAGUUAUUCUUCAGAUUAUGGUAGCUAUAAUAAUAUAAAGCAAAAUAAUUCAGUUAUUCAGAGCUCAGGAUAUGGUUACAGUACGCAAAGGUCCUAUGGACAAAAUAAUUUAGCGCAAAGUUAUGGAGGAGGAGAUAAUUAUGCGAGUACUUAUCAGUACAGAGGCGUAACAUAUUAAAAUGGUAUUCAUAGUACUGAACAAGUGAUUUUUCAUUAAACAGUGUUAAUACUAUCAUAUUUGAUUAAAUUUUUUUAGAAGGGAGAUAUAUUAAAUUAAUUAAAACUGCACAAAGAAUUAGAUACCAAAGACAAAAUGUUGCAUAUUUAAUGUGUGAGAUAAAAGUAUACCAGUCGAUAAUAAUAAUCAAAACAAGAUUGGUUAGUAUUAUUGUAUAUGUAUUAAUUAAAAGAAACUGCAAUUACAAUUGCAAAAUAGAAUUGAACAAAUAGAAAAUGCUAAAACAUAUUUAAAAUUAAUCAACUAAGAACAUUUAUGUAGCAUAAUUUAUUAUUGCUUUAAUAUUUUUAUUACAAAAUGGAGUAUUAUUUUAGUUUAUAUAUGUUGCACAAGAUAGCGAUUGCUGUGUUAAACAAAAAGUGUUGUUUAGUUCCUAAAAAAUGAAAGCAUCAACUAUAAUAUAUAUAUAUAAAUAUUAUUGAUGUUCCAUUUAUUAAAAGUAUAUAAUACAGUUAAUAUUUAUUAUCACUAAUUUUAAUGAAUGAAAUGGUUGUAAUUUAAUUUAUGUUCAAAUUUUUUAGUACAUAAAUGUUCUACAGACUAAGAAAUAAAUUUUAUAAGCAAUAGAAAUGAUAUUAAGAUAUGUAAUUAAAUGUAUUUGUUAAAUUUUUGUGUUAUAUCAAUUACAUGAAUAAAAUUGUUUUCUUUUUCAGAA
Molecule: messenger RNA, 2931 nt
Organism: Nomia melanderi (Alkali bee)
Lineage: Eukaryota; Metazoa; Arthropoda; Insecta; Hymenoptera; Halictidae
Product: putative ATP-dependent RNA helicase DDX5
Molecular function (GO): nucleic acid binding; RNA helicase activity; ATP binding
Source: RefSeq, a predicted model, not a curated record